This is a messenger RNA of Panicum virgatum (switchgrass), 354 nucleotides long. RefSeq lists its product as uncharacterized. The transcript has a single exon. The coding region runs from base 1 to 354 and encodes 117 amino acids. The record is from RefSeq and is a predicted model, not a curated record. Lineage: Eukaryota; Viridiplantae; Streptophyta; Magnoliopsida; Poales; Poaceae.
AUGGACGCUUAUUGCAGGGAGAUCAGGAAGCUUGAAGGCAAAUUCUAUGGUCUGGAGUUCCACCACGUCCCCAGGGACGACAAUGUGGCAGCAGACGUUCUAUCCAAGCUCGGAUCCAAGCGAUCGAUCGUACCACCCGGCGUGUUCAUUCAAGCACUCAACAGCCCGACAGUGAAGAUUGAAGAGGAACCUCCCACAAAGCUCGACUUGGUCCCGUCCAUAGGGCAGCAGGUUCUGACUCUCGACACCGAUUGGCGCUCUCCCAUUAUCGACUUCAUCAAGAACAACAAAAGCUACCCAAAGGGAAAUGAGCAACAGAAGCUUGCUGCCGAUCCAGCAACUACAUCGUUAUAG